Molecule: messenger RNA, 1076 nt
Organism: Durusdinium trenchii
Lineage: Eukaryota; Dinophyceae; Suessiales; Symbiodiniaceae
Source: the annotation of a GenBank genome assembly
AUGGAAUGCAGUAACCCUUUUGAUUGUUUUGAGCCUGUGGUGUGCAGUGGGAACGGCCGAAGCCAAGCGACCGAAAAGGUGCUGGCUACGGAUCCCAAGGCCAAAGGCAAGAAAGGGAAGGCCGGGAAGCAAGGAAAAGGAAAAGGGAACAACAAUGAUCUGACAAGUCUGGAUCAGCUCCCGCAGCGUUGGUGGACUGAGUCGCCAAACUGCAAAGGGGGGUACCAGUACCAGACAGAGGUCAAAGUGCUGGAUAGGUAUGUCGGAUGCUUAUUGGAUGGCUGCGCAGGGUGUAAUUCAAUCACCGAGGAAGUAGUGAUGGGAGCCAUCCGAGCAGCUUUGCAGCAAGGGAUCGGGCCGGACAGUGAAAAGUUUCCGGUGGCCCAAUUAGAAAGAUGGCCGCAAGAAGAAGUCGUGAUGCGCGUUCAGAUGCCUGACGUGAACGGCCAAAAGGUCGAAGAGAUCCUCGUACGGGCAAAGGUAAUCGGCAAAGGGUUGUCGACAUGGCAAGGCCUGAUCCUCGGCGGCCGGGCGCUGGACGCGGUGGAGCGCGGCGGACUGGGUUUUAGGCCAGCAGCGUCGCGCCAUGUGUUUGACGGCUUGGGAGUGAAAUUGCUUAGAAAGGAGGAGAUGGAGCCGUUUCCAGACCGUGCCUAUCCAAAGACCCUGUUCGAUCAGGCAUGGGAUCUGGACGAAGAAAGUGACGAGGUCAAGAUGGAAGGCGAAGUGUUCGUCAGUGAAGAGGACCUCGUGAUGGAGCCGAUGACAGGGGACUGGAUCAGAGUAUACGUGGCUGCUCAGGACACAGAGAUCGUCAUCUCCAAAGGGGAUCCACUCUGCGUAGGCCUCAUGGAGUUCUUGACGGCAGGGGUUGCGGCCGAAGGGGCUUUGGACCUCAUGGCGGAGGAGAGUCCAACGGACGAGUACUAUCAUCUCUUACGGGAGGAUAUGGAGAAAAGGUAUCCGGAAGCCUCAAUCCAUCUGUUGGACCACCUGGAGUCCUUCCUAGAUCGGAGUAUCAUCGCAGGGAUGACGUUUGGCAUAGACAAGGCAAGCGUCGCUGUUUUGGAGGGCGA